This is a messenger RNA of Scomber japonicus (chub mackerel), 511 nucleotides long. RefSeq names its product kisspeptin 2 (gene kiss2). The coding region runs from base 17 to 409 and encodes 130 amino acids. NCBI's taxonomy places the organism in Eukaryota, Metazoa, Chordata, Actinopteri, Scombriformes, Scombridae. The record is from RefSeq and is a predicted model, not a curated record. The transcript has 2 exons.
UAGACACACAGGGAGGAUGCAGGUCUGCUGUCUAAAGAUGAGGCUUGUGGCUCUGGUCGUGGUGUGCGGACUGAUGCUGGGUCACGAUGGAGGAAGUCUGGCUGCAGCUCUGCCAGGAUUUGACUCUGAACAGAGGACACAAGGAAGAGCAUCAGUCCUCUCUGCUCUGAGGAGAAGCUCUGCAGAUUAUCUGGAGGAUCCUAACCUUUGUUUCAGCCUGAGAGAGAACGAUGACCAGAGGCAGCUCCUGUGCAACGACCGCAGGAGCAAUUUCAACUUCAACCCGUUUGGCCUCCGCUUUGGGAAACGCUACAACGGCUACAUCUACAGAAGAGCUGUUAAAAGAGCCAGGACUGAUCAAUUUACACCUGUUUCUCUGUUUCCACGGGAACUGGAGGUGCCUACCUGAAGCAUGAGUGACUUCUGCUGAAAAAUCAACCUGUGUGUUUGAAGGCCUUUUACUUCAUAACUAAUGAUGUUUCCCUCAAUAAAACUUUUGUACCUACCUGUA